CUAAGUGACGUAAUAUGUGUCGACAGAGGCGUAAAAAUGCCUGUUUUUCGAAUAUCAAUAAACGUAAAAUAUGUACAUGUAUUUCUAGGCACCACAUGGAUGCAGGAGAUCACGUGGUUACUCAUGAACGACGGUAACAUCUCAGCUGCCAAGCAGACGCCGGUGUAUAUGAGGUCACCUUUUUUGGAGUUCAAGGACAUGACCCUGAAUGAGGUCGGCCUUGACAUCGCCUCUCAAAUGGCGUCACCGAGGGUCAUCAAAAGCCACCUGCCUCUCAAACUCAUGCCAUCACUGCUGCACAAAAGUGGGCCAAAGGACCCUCUGGCUGAGAUCAAACAACUGGCUCAAUUCCUGGGUAAGACAAACCUCGAUGACGUCACACUGUCCAGCAUCGCCAACCACUGUAGCUUCCAGGAGAUGAAAUCAAACCCCAUGACUAACCACCUGGACGUCUACUCAAUAGACAGCUCUGUCUCGCCAUUGCUCAGGAAAGGCACAGUGGGAGAUUGGAAGUCCCAGUUCACAGUGCAGCAAGACGAGGAUUUUGACAAGGUCUACUCUCACAAAAUGGCCGGAUUCGACAUACCCUUCCUUUAUGACCUGAAAAGCAAAUAGCUUACGUGUAGUUGUUGUUGUAAAGGUUGCUAUUGUUGUCGUUGCUGCCGCCGUUGUUGGUUUUUUGAGGGGUU
Aplysia californica (California sea hare) is the source of this 689-nucleotide messenger RNA. RefSeq names its product sulfotransferase 1C4-like. Bases 37 to 615 code for a protein of 192 amino acids. Gene Ontology annotation, biological process: sulfation. Gene Ontology annotation, molecular function: sulfotransferase activity. Gene Ontology annotation, cellular component: cytoplasm. Lineage: Eukaryota; Metazoa; Mollusca; Gastropoda; Aplysiida; Aplysiidae. The record is from RefSeq and is a predicted model, not a curated record. The transcript is spliced from 3 exons.